GCUUGUUCACUGAAGUGACGUCAUCUCAGCCAUGUCGCCAGUUGAACAGGACAGACUUGAUCAGUCGAGACGACUAUCACAUCGAUGUCGACCUUCAGUAAACCGAAGCAAAAUGAAUAGCUUUCGCAGCGACACCCGCACGGCUGAGCUCGGGCUGGCUGCUGUUCCACCCGGCCGGCAUUCCCUGGCGCUUUUAAAGCCCUCGAAUCGCACUCUCGGCGGAGAAGGAGAGGUUUUGCUCGAUUGUUUUGGCCUGAGUAAUGGCGCCGCUCCCCCCACCAUGGCUCCUUGUCUCCCUUCUCUCUUAGACUGGGAGAGUUGUGGCUACCAGCAGGAGCUAAAGCGUUCGGGGCCGUUCUCAGCAGCUUCUGCUACCCAGUUGCCCGAACCAGCUCCGGAGACGGAGAGCACAGCUUUGAGCUCUGCGAGGCAUUGUCUCUGUAUGAAGAAAGAUUGUGUCUAUGGCCUCAGACCUAGAAGCCACAGAAGAUGGCUAUUCGACAGACCUUGCAAAGCCUUUAUAUCUUCAGUACUUGGAACGCGCUCUGCGGCUGGACCAGUUUCUUCGCCAGACGUCAGUUAUAUUCAACAGAAACAUUUCCAGUGACGAUAGUGAAGAUGGUUUGGAUGAAGCCUCACAUCUUACAGAAUCUGAGGAUCAUUCUAUGCAGGUGAAAGAAGAACCUGUAUCGCCCCUGCUUGGAGAUAUAUCUGGGGUUUUUCCAGUUAACUCUCACAAUGGAGUCCUCUUACCAGAGCUCAGUUCAGAGCGAGGAAGUCUGUACAACUUUUCAAAAGUGAAGAAAAACCGAAAGUGGCUGAAAAACAUUCUCCUAAAUGAGGACUCCAGUGACUCGGAUUCUCUAAGUGAUGAGGAUGAUGAGUGUUCUCUUUCUAAAGAUGAGCUUUACGACAUGCUCCGGAUGCACAAAUACAAAAAGCUUCACCAGAAUAAAUAUCACAAGGAUAAGGAGCUUCAACAGUACCAUUUUUACAGUGCAGGUCUUCUCUCUACGUACGAUCAAUUUCAUGAACAGCGUCAUCUUAAUGGGCCAAGAAAGAGAAAAAUUAAAGAUGAAAAGAAAUUUAGAGCCAAGUUAAAAAAGCUGAAGAAGAAAAGGAGACAUGAAGAGGAUUUGUCCGACGAGGACUUGCCACAUCGACAUCACCAUGCUAAAGUGUUUGCAAAGUUCUCCCAAGAUGCCCCGACUCCAGUUGCCAAGAAGAAGCAUAUGACGAUUGAGCAGCUGAAUGCCCGCCGCCGCAAAGUCUGGUUGACCAUUGUGAAGAAAGAGCUGCCAAAGGCCUACAAGCAGAAAGCUUCAGCCCGCAAUUUACUAUUAACAAACAGCAAAAAGCUUGCUCAUCAAUGUAUGCGGGAAGUGCGCAGAGCUGCCAUCCAAGCACAGAAAAAUUGCAAGGAGACCCUUCCACGAGCGCGCAAGCUAACCAAGGAAAUGUCCUUAUAUUGGAAGAAAUAUGAUAAGGUGGAGAAAGAGCAUCGUAAGCGGGCAGAAAAAGAGGCAUUAGAACAAAGGAAACUGGAUGAAGAGAUGAGAGAGGCAAAGAGGCAGCAGAGAAAGUUAAACUUUUUGAUCACUCAAACUGAGCUUUAUGCCCACUUUGUGAGUCGCAAGCGAGACUCGGGGCCAGAUGACAUGCAAGAGGAAAUUUUGCGCAAGCUUGAAGAGCAAAUGGGCGGAGGAGCUUCAUUGAGCUUACCCCAAGAAGAAUAUGACAGUGAUUAUUUCAAGUCCCAAGCUCUGAAAAAUGCUGAAGAGGCUUUUAGGAUCCACCAGGCCCAGAAAAGGUCCUUUGAUGAAGAUGCCAGAGAAAGCAAGUUAGCCGCUUUACGGGUUGCCAAUAAAUCUGAAACUGGCUUUGGAGAGAGUUACAGCCUCGCUAAUCCCUCGAUUAGAGCCGGAGAGGAUAUUCCACAGCCUGCCAUGUUCAGUGGCAAACUCAAAGGGUACCAGCUUAAAGGCAUGAAUUGGCUGGCCAACCUUUAUGAACAGGGUAUUAAUGGCAUCUUAGCUGAUGAAAUGGGCUUGGGAAAAACUGUCCAAAGCAUUGCUCUACUAGCUCAUCUUGCUGAGCGGGAGAAUAUCUGGGGUCCCUUUCUAAUUAUUUCGCCUGCCUCAACACUGAACAACUGGCAUCAAGAGUUUUCCAGAUUUGUACCAAGGUUUAAGGUACUGCCUUACUGGGGCAAUCCCCAUGAAAGAAAAGUAAUAAGGAAAUUUUGGGGUCAGAAAACGCUGUACACACAAGAAGCCCCCUUUCAUGUCGUGAUCACCAGCUACCAGCUUGUAGUGCAAGAUGUGAAAUACUUCCAGCGGGUGAAAUGGCAGUAUAUGGUCCUGGACGAGGCCCAGGCCUUGAAGAGCAGUUCUAGUGUUCGGUGGAAGAUUCUGCUCCAGUUUCAGUGUCGCAAUAGGCUCCUGUUAACUGGCACCCCCAUCCAAAAUACAAUGGCCGAGCUGUGGGCCCUAUUGCAUUUUAUUAUGCCUACAUUGUUCGAUUCUCAUGAUGAAUUUAAUGAGUGGUUUUCAAAGGAUAUCGAAAGCCAUGCAGAGAACAAGUCGGCCAUUGACGAGAAUCAGCUGUCUCGGCUACACAUGAUCCUCAAACCCUUCAUGCUCAGGAGAAUCAAGAAGGAUGUAGAAAAUGAGUUAUCUGACAAGAUUGAAAUCCUUAUGUACUGCAAUCUGACUAGUCGACAGAAAUUGCUGUAUCAAGCCUUGAAGAAUAAAAUAUCCAUUGAUGACCUCCUUCAGUCCUCCAUGGGCACGACCCAACAAGCACAGAACACAACCAGUAGUCUCAUGAACCUUGUUAUGCAAUUCAGAAAGGUGUGCAAUCACUCAGAGCUGUUUGAACGUCAAGAAACCUGGUCUCCCUUUUAUUUAUCACUAAGGCCAUACCAGAUGACAAAAUUUCUGUAUCGACAGGGAAACCUAGAAUUUUUCAAUUACUCACGAAACAGGUGGUUACGCACUCUCCUUUCUCCAUUUGCACCAGAUCACAUUCAGCAAUCACUUUUCCAUCGGAAAAGCUCGGACAAAGAAAGCUGCUUUUCUUUUCUUCGUUUCAUUAAUAUCUCUCCUGCAGAGAUGGGCAAUCUAAUGUGUCAUGGACACCAAGCCAGAUGGCUAGCACUUUUCAUGUCUCUGAAAGAAGCCUACAGGCUCCAACAUUCUCGUUUUUGGCUGCACAAGAAGGUGUCUGUUACAUCCCCCGCAACCCUGGCAAACAAGGACUUUAUCCUUUGGGUUGAUUCCCCACUUGCUUUCCCCAGGAUCCAUACUUCUCCUCUACUGCAGAACAUGGUUUUCACCUGCCCUUGUAAGCCUGUCCAUGGGUUUACAGACCAUUGGAAAACUGGACAAAAUGGUGGUCAAGAACUGGUGCUCCAUCGCAAGGUUACCAAGAUGCUGGCAUUCCUAUGUGUCGCCUCGCCGUUGGUGACUGCACCCCCAAUAGACACCUACUGCAGUGACCGAAGUGCGGAAAACGAACGGCAGAUGAUGAGAAAUGGGGCAAACGAGGUCACAAAGUUGCUUACGUUUGGACCACCCGGACGUCAUGUUGAUCGGCUCCUAAGGGAUUCGCAGUUUUUCCCGGAGAAUCCUUGUGGUCUUCUGGCAAUUCGUCCGUGUCGUGGUUGGUCAUUCAUCAGGAUCCCAGACAAGGAGAGCCUCAUCACUGACAGUGGAAAGCUGUAUGCACUGGACAUGUUACUUACACGUCUAAAGUCACAAGGACACAGGGUCCUAAUUUACUCUCAGAUGACGCGGAUGAUAGAUUUGCUGGAGGAAUAUAUGGUCUACAGAAAACACACCUACAUGCGAUUAGACGGGUCUUCCAAGAUUUCUGAAAGACGGGACAUGGUGGCUGACUUUCAGAGCAGGACGGACAUAUUUGUGUUCCUGUUGAGUACCAGAGCAGGGGGCCUAGGUAUUAAUCUCACUGCGGCUGAUACGGUGAUUUUCUAUGAUAGUGACUGGAACCCAACUGUGGAUCAACAGGCCAUGGACCGAGCUCACCGCCUUGGUCAGACGAAACAGGUCACGGUGUACAGGUUGAUUUGUAAGGGUACCAUAGAAGAACGUAUACUUCAGAGGGCAAAAGAGAAGAGCGAGAUCCAGCGAGUAGUCAUCUCUGGAGGGAAUUUUAAACCAGACACGCUGAAACCAAAAGAAGUAGUCGGCUUGCUUCUGGAUGAUGAGGAAUUGGAAAAGAAAUUACGCCAAAGACAAGAGGAGAAGAGACAGCAAGAAGAGACAAACAAAGUGAAAGAGCGCAGGAGAAAGAGGGAAAAAUAUGCAGAAAAGAAGAAAAAAGAAGAUGACACUGAUGGAAAGAAAAAGAAGGAUGGUAUUAACUUGGUUAUUCCAUUUGUGCCCUCAGCCGAUAACUCCAAUCUAUCGGCAGAUGGAGAUGACUCGUUUAUCAGUGUGGACUCUGCAAUGCCCAGUCCUUUCAGUGAAAUAUCCAUCAGCAGUGAACUCCAUACUGGAUCAAUCGCAUUGGAUGAGAGCAGUAAUGAUAUGUUGGUGAUAGUAGAUGAUCCUUCUUCAGCUCAGCAGUCUAGAGGAACAAACUCCCCCGCAUCCAUCACUGGUUCUGCAUCAGACACACUUAAUGGAAUUUUCAAUCAGGAAACCUCUACUAGUGGGCGAGCAAACCCGAAUCGCCACCGAGCACGCACAAAAACUGGUGGAAGUGGAACGAAGGGGGUGAAAUCUAGAAGUCGGAAGUCUACUGCUGGCAGUGCAGCAGCAAUGGCGGGUGCAAUGGCUGGAGCUGCUGCGGCAUUUGCAGCGUAUGGAUACAAUGUAUCAAAAGGUCUCCAGCCAGCCAGCACCCAUCAAGCUCCUUUGUUACGAACUUACGGAGUUUCAGACUUCAGCCACGUAAACGCUUCCUCCCCAAUUAAUUCACCCUUGAGCAAAGGAAGCAACGCACCUGGUACUUCGAAAAUCAGUAACCCUAUUAGCAUGACGCAGGAUACUUCAGCGCGAAGACACUGUAAAACGACGGGAAACCCAGGGGGUUCGUAAUCUGAAGCUUCUACUUAGCAAGGUCAUAUACAGCCAAAGAUUUACAGAAUAUCCUAAAAAUGGUGUGGCACAACGACAAGAUUCACCCAUGUCUCCGAGCUUGCUCCUUCGGAGCAAACGUUUACAGAUUUUCCUAAAACUGCUAAUAUAGUACUGCCGCCAUAGGUCCGUCAGAAUGCCCCAGCUGUUAAAUUUGCGUACGUAAAAUGCAAUAACCCGCCAUGGGAAACGCAAUUAGCCUUCCUUGGUCCAUAAUCCAUGAUUUUUACAGCAGAGGAUAAGGAGAAAAUGCUUUUCAUCUUCAUAUUUUGUUCCAUUGGGAUCUACCUUAAGGAUGAAAUAAAUGUGCUAGUAGCUUUUUGGAAGUUUGAAUCAUUAAAAUCCAUAAUCUUCUGGAAGGAUGAUUAUUCGGAACAUUCUUCAUCUCGCAGUGCGGCUAUAUGCUUUCCAAUAAAGGACAUAAAACAAUUGCGCAUACAGGAACAUUUUCAGCUGAAUGCCGUUUUCGGCAUGGAGCCAUUGGUGAUGCCUACUACCUCCUUUUAACGUCUACACUCCUAUUCAGAAGUGUAAUGUGAGCGAAAAAUAAUCUGUAGAUCAGUCUAAGUAAGGCCUAUAGUCACCUUGCCACAAAGAAGGGCUUGCAAAAAUGGGGUCACGACCCCCGCGAUUAUUUGCACUCUUACAUUUUGGUCAGUUUUACAGCAUAAUCAUUAGUGUGUAAAUAAUAUAUAGAAUAGCAGGAAACUGAUGCAAAGUUAUUUUUCUUCUCUACUACAAUGUGUUGUCUAUUUUUAUAUCUAAAUUUGUAUAUAUAUAUAUGUAUAAAAUUUGUUUUACUAACUGAAGAUAAAAAAUGAAUAAA
Molecule: messenger RNA, 5928 nt
Organism: Bufo bufo (common toad)
Lineage: Eukaryota; Metazoa; Chordata; Amphibia; Anura; Bufonidae
Gene: INO80
Product: INO80 complex ATPase subunit
Exons: 36
Coding region: 462-5063 (1533 amino acids)
Biological process (GO): DNA-templated transcription; chromatin remodeling; DNA repair
Cellular component (GO): nucleus; Ino80 complex
Molecular function (GO): ATP binding; ATP hydrolysis activity; DNA binding
Source: RefSeq, a predicted model, not a curated record